GCUACGUAACAAAACAAAAGUGUCACUGGUGCGGGAUACUAUGUGCAUUUCUCGGUCCGGCCAACCAGCAUGCAGCGCGCAUCUUUUUCAAUAGACUCCCUGAUAUCCGGGAGCCCCGCAAGUCCCGGUUACAGGAAUCCGGUAGCAGCCUUCCAACUGCCAUUUUUCUACAACGGUUAUGUGUUUCUCCCGAGAACUGGACUCUACCCGGCCGGAGCCAUCGGCUUCCCCGGACAGACGCCUCUGUGCCUGCCGGAUCACUUCUCGGGGGUGCCCCGACCUCCUUUUCCGGACGCCCCCCUGGACUGUAGAAACAACACAAAUGGAUACGCUAACGCAGCGUCUCCAUCGUCUACCACGAGCAACAGGUCUUCCGCCUUUGAUUUGCAGAACAGUCCAACGGGCAUGAGCACGACCCGGGACUCCUCGUCCAGCCCCGACGUGACGACCCUGGAGGACGAGAUGAGCGGUGACGAGCACUCCUUGUCCCUGGAGGACGAGGAAAAGGGGUCUUCAGAGCGCUCGAGGGACGGGAAGGGAGGGCGUCGCCGGCGGACGGCCUUCACGAGUGAGCAACUACUCGAACUGGAGAAGGAGUUCCACGCCAAGAAGUACCUCUCGCUCACCGAGAGGUCGCAGAUAGCGCACGCCCUCAAGCUGAGCGAGGUUCAAGUGAAAAUCUGGUUCCAGAAUCGGCGAGCCAAGUGGAAGCGCGUGAAAGCCGGGCUCGCGUCUGGCCGAGUCGGCUCGAGCACGAGUGGCAGCGGGCCUAAAAUCGUCGUUCCUAUCCCGGUGCACGUCAACCGCAUGGCCAUCCGGAGCCAGCACCAGCAGAUCGAGAAGACCCUGGCGAGAUGACACGCCAGCGAUGCUUUCCUGAACUCCCCAGCCGCCACGCUGCGGCAAAGCGAAAACUCUCGGCGCUAGCGGAGCGGAGCCGCUACUGUGGUGAAAGAGACCCCAUUCUUCAUCCAGAGACUUAUUUUCUGUAAAAAUUACUUAGAGCGAAGAAAAGUUUUUAAUUCUUUGCCUGCGUUAAGUGGAAUUUAUGGCAAUAAAAUGCGCCUUGACAUAUAUUUUAGCAUAUUAUGAGACGAGACGAACCAGCGUUGUGAUUUUUCUUCUUGAUGUGGCAAUAAAAUGUACGCACUCAUAGCUUAUCUCUGUCCAAUGUCAUUCUUCGCAGUUUAUUGUCAUUUAUCAGAGUCGGAGAUAAGCGAAAAAAAUCACGAAAUAUUUUCUGUACAUAUAUCUAAAAUAUGUGAAUGAAACUGAAUUUUACAUUUUGGUGUCUCUUUGAUUCUUUGUCGUAUUUCAGAAAUCGAGCAUUUAUCAAUGUCUCUAGAGUAACGGAAGUGCAGCCUUUGGCCUGGCGAACUCUUGCAAAGGAUCAUUUCGACAAUGCAGAAAUGAUCGACGAAAAACACCUCGGACAGAACAUUUAUGCUAGAAAUGCCUCGGGAAUAAGAAAAAGCAUAUCACUUUAAAUGUGGUAAUUUUUGGGGCGUUUUGUUUAUUUAAUGACCGUCUAUUAAUGGAUGCACUUUCUGCGAUCGAUCCGUGUUCUUUGACAUUCUUUCUAGGAUAUUCUACAAAAUGGCUGUCGCCAAUUUAUGCAUAAAUAAAUUAUUUCAAAACCUUUAACCAAUCAGCUAACUUCUGAGUCAUUUUACAAAAAUCGCAAUCAGAAAAGGGGGAAAGCAAUAAAAUACUUUUCUUAACCCGGGAAAGUGUUAAAGCAGAUCCACACAAUGAGGUCCCAAUACCGUUCCUCUUUAUAAUCUUUAUUACAAAAUUGAAUGUACAUUUGUGUGUGUGUUGGCAUUUUACAGGCUACA
Messenger RNA from Argiope bruennichi, 1838 nucleotides. Its product is annotated as homeobox protein unplugged-like. Gene Ontology annotation, cellular component: nucleus. NCBI's taxonomy places the organism in Eukaryota, Metazoa, Arthropoda, Arachnida, Araneae, Araneidae. The transcript is spliced from 3 exons. The record is from RefSeq and is a predicted model, not a curated record. Gene Ontology annotation, molecular function: RNA polymerase II transcription regulatory region sequence-specific DNA binding; DNA-binding transcription factor activity, RNA polymerase II-specific. Bases 70 to 858 code for a protein of 262 amino acids. Gene Ontology annotation, biological process: regulation of nervous system development; regulation of transcription by RNA polymerase II.